Messenger RNA from Toxoplasma gondii ME49, 3063 nucleotides. RefSeq names its product chaperone clpB protein, putative. Gene Ontology annotation, biological process: cellular response to heat. Gene Ontology annotation, cellular component: cytoplasm. The coding region runs from base 1 to 3063 and encodes 1020 amino acids. The transcript has 2 exons. Gene Ontology annotation, molecular function: ATP binding; ATP hydrolysis activity. The record is from RefSeq and is a predicted model, not a curated record. NCBI's taxonomy places the organism in Eukaryota, Apicomplexa, Conoidasida, Eucoccidiorida, Sarcocystidae.
AUGCUGCGCCAGGGUUGUCGGUGUCCGCUGCGCGGACCCGCCAAAGUGGCGGUUGCCUUCAAGGAAGCGCCUUUAUCACGUGCAGUAUCCGUGAAUCGUUCAUCAGGAUGCUCCUCCUUAGUUUCUCUCAGGAGCUUCUCCACACGAGGGAGCCGUCUCAUCUUUUCGGGGGAUUUCAGCAGUAGGUACCGUGGUCGCUUUGGUCUGUCGUAUUCAGACCUAUUGGGCUUCGAACGACGUCCACGGGAAGCACUAGACCACAUUCCCCGCUUUAUGCAAGCCUCUUGUUUCUCGGCAGCUGCCAACACUCCAGGAUUUUCUCUGAAAGGAGAUGACUACACGGACCGAGCUCUUGAGGCCCUGGCGGGAAUGAUAUCGUUGGCGCAAGAAUACAGCCCUCCGACGUUGGAAACCGAACUUCUCGUGCUGUCUCUUUUAAACCAAGGUGAAGAUGGCCUGUUCACAAUGAUCAUGAAACAGGCAGGUGUGGACCUAGACAAGCUUCGCAGCGGAGUUGUUGAUUUUGUCGAAAGACAUCCGACUGUUUCUGACAAUAGCACACGGACGUUGGGUCCGGUGCUGCAGAAGGUGCUGUCGAGCGCCAACAGCUUGCGGCUCCAGUGGCAUGAUGAGUAUAUAUCUGUUGAGCACUUGGCGGCUGCCUUGGCAGAUGAAGACUCGAGGUUUCUUGUUAGAUUUCUGAAAGAAUCGAAGCUGACAGCCAAUGACAUUCGGCAGGCAAUCAAGGCCAUCCGUGGCACUCGGCGGGUAAAUACAAAGACACCGGAGGUGUCCUAUCAGUCCCUUAAAAAGUAUGGCAGAGAUCUGACAGAAGCAGCAAUGGCCAAUGAGUUAGAUCCUGUGAUAGGGAGAGACAAGGAAGUCCGACGCGUCAUUCAGAUCCUCAGUCGCCGCACUAAGAACAAUCCCAUCAUCCUUGGCGACCCUGGCGUUGGGAAGACCGCUAUUGCCGAGGGUCUUGCACAGCGGAUUGUCUCCGGGGACGUCCCAGACACUUUGGCAGGCCGCCAGCUUAUCUCGCUCGAUCUAGGUGCGUUAUUGGCGGGUGCGAAGCUGAGAGGCGAGUUCGAAGAGAGACUGAAAAGUGUGAUCAGGGAGGUUCAGGAGAGUUCAGGACAGAUUAUUCUCUUCAUAGACGAAAUUCAUAUGGUUGUUGGUGCCGGGUCCGCCGGCGAAAGCGGCAUGGAUGCUGGGAAUAUUCUGAAACCCAUGCUGGCACGAGGCGAACUCAGGUGCAUCGGAGCGACAACUCUCGAUGAAUACAGAAAAUAUAUUGAGAAAGACAAGGCGCUCGAACGUCGAUUCCAAGUAGUACUUGUUGACGAACCCCGAGUGGAAGAUGCUCUGUCUAUUCUCCGAGGCCUCAAGGAACGCUACGAGAUGCACCAUGGAGUUAGCAUUCGUGAUUCGGCCCUUGUAGCAGCCUGCGUCCUUUCCAAUCGGUACAUCCAAGAUCGUUUCCUGCCCGACAAGGCGAUUGACUUGAUCGACGAAGCGGCUUCCAAGAUUAAGAUCGAGGUGACGUCAAAGCCGACGCGUUUAGAUGAGAUUGACCGCAAGCUUAUGCAGCUGGAGAUGGAGAAGAUAUCGAUCGUGUCAGACAUGAAAGGCGGGCAGGACGCAGCUGAGCAGCAGCGGCUCCAAACGUUGGAGAAAAAAAUGGCUGAUCUAAAAGAAGAGCAGUCGCGGUUGAAUGCGAUUUGGGAACAAGAGCGGGCGGAGAUCGAGAAGAUUGCAGAUCUUAAGCAAGAGAUCGACGAAGCGAAGGUGGAGCAGCAGAAAGCCGAAAGGGAAUACAAUCUGAACAAGGCAGCUCAGAUACGGUACGGCAAGAUCCCAGAGUUGACGCAGAAGCUCGCGACUUUGGAGGCAGCGGCUAAACGAGAAGAACUUUCCUCCUCGCGGCUUCUGAGAGACACAGUCACAGCAGAAGACAUUGCGCAAGUCGUUGGGUCAUGGACGGGGAUUCCCGUUAGUCGUCUCGUAGAAGGGGAGAGGGAGAAGCUUCUGGGUUUGGAAAAGGCACUGAACGACCGGGUCAUUGGCCAGGAAGAAGGCGUUCGUUCUGUGGCUGAAGCGAUUCAGAGGUCCAGAGCAGGUCUGUGCGACCCAAAUCGGCCGAUUGCCUCGCUGGUCUUUUUAGGCCCUACGGGUGUCGGCAAGACUGAACUGUGUAAGGCUCUUGCAAGACAGCUUUUUGACACCGAAGAGGCCCUGCUUCGAUUCGACAUGUCCGAGUAUAUGGAGAAGCACUCGACUGCGCGCCUCAUUGGAGCCCCGCCUGGCUACAUUGGCUUCGACAAAGGUGGGCAGUUGACAGAGGCUGUGCGGCGGAGGCCGUACUCCGUGCUGCUGUUCGACGAAAUGGAGAAGGCGCACCCGGAAGUCUUCAACAUCUUCCUGCAAAUUCUGGAAGAUGGAAUUCUCACGGACAGCCACGGCCACACCGUGAGCUUCAAGAACUGCAUCAUCAUCUUCACGUCCAACAUGGGCAGCGAUCUGCUCCUCCAGGCCUCAGGCACCAAGGACAGAGAGGAAGUCACCCAGGCCCUGAUGGAAAUCGUUCGGAGGCACUUGCGCCCGGAGCUGGUGAAUCGGAUGGAUGAAUUCGUUGUCUUCAAUCCUCUAAGUGAGGCGAAUCUCUUCGGCAUAUUCGACCUCGAAGUAGCCAAGCUGCAAGCCCGCCUCACUGACCGCCGCCUAACUCUGAGCGUCACCCACCGGGCCAAGGCGGACAUUGUCCAGGCUGCCUACGACCCGAACUUCGGCGCCAGACCACUGAGGCGGGCGGUGCAGCACACCCUGGAGACGCCUCUCUCUCGGCUGAUUCUUUCGGGGUCGAUUAGCAACGGCCGUCGCGUUGGCGUUGCGUCGAAGCAGGAGGAGCUGCCGGUCUCAAGUGAGAAGAUCGAGGAUUCCAAGAUUCCAGAGAACCUCCAGUUUUUUCUCUAUCCUCAAGAAGGCACGGCGCAGCACAUGCUUGCCAGUGGCGAUACGGGCGACGCUACCAAGGACACGGGGGAAACGGCUGCGUUCUCGUGA